This is a messenger RNA of Danaus plexippus (monarch butterfly), 5570 nucleotides long. It is a transcript of the gene anne, whose product is annotated as polyamine-transporting ATPase 13A3-like. Gene Ontology annotation, molecular function: ATP hydrolysis activity; ATP binding; polyamine transmembrane transporter activity. The transcript has 19 exons. Bases 473 to 4093 code for a protein of 1206 amino acids. Gene Ontology annotation, cellular component: membrane. The record is from RefSeq and is a predicted model, not a curated record. NCBI's taxonomy places the organism in Eukaryota, Metazoa, Arthropoda, Insecta, Lepidoptera, Nymphalidae. Gene Ontology annotation, biological process: polyamine transmembrane transport; intracellular calcium ion homeostasis.
CUAUAUGAUAAUAUCUAUUAUCUAAUGUCUAUUGCGUAUUCAUAAUAAACAAUGCCAUUAUGAAUUUAACAAGAAUUAUGCAUAAUCAGUUUUGUUAUAUGAGUUUUUAGGGAGCUUAUCUGUGACGGGAAAUAAUAUUCAAUAAACGUUGUACAAGAUAUUAAGUUUAACACGACAAAGUUAUUCUAAUAGUUACUUCAUUCUAAUGUGGAUGACCUUAAUAUUUAAAAAAAAUCCCCUUGUGUGUAUUAGUAUUGUGCAGUGCUUUGUGCUUGUUUAAACAAUUUUAGAUUACAUUUGAAAUUUAAAUAUAAAUAUAUUAAUUUGCUACAUUAAAAGAUUUUUUAUCAACUAGAAUAUGUUACAAUGCUGAAAUUUUAAAUGAUUUCGGGACGAAAUGUAUUUUAUUGACAGUUUCGUAUCAUAAAACUAUUGUUAGUAUUUGAAUUAAAUUUAUUGUUAAGUAACAGCCAUGCAAUCAGAAGAUGAAAUUCAACCGUUGAUUGAAUACAGCUCAUUGCCUAAUUUAACGUUUUUUGAUGAGUUCUAUUCACAAAGCAUAAAAGCAGAUGUUGAUUCGGAAGAGGUUGCAUACGGUUAUUGCCGAUCAAGAUGGCGUUCUGUAUUGGUUUACACACUGUCAACAUUAACAUGCGGCAUACCGUUCCUGGUGUUUCAUUGGUAUCCGACGUGGCUGUUGUAUGCUACCUCACGUAGAUGCAGCUUCCAAGUAGCAGAUAAGGUUUUAGUUGAAGAAACAUAUCAAAAGAAGUGUAAAAGUUACUAUAUUCAUAGGAUUUAUGAUAAAAAUAUCGCUGAUUCAAGUGGUCUCCUAAAUGAAGGUUUUGAUGAAGGGUUUGACGAUGAGAAGGUUAUUAACAGCGCAGACGAUCUUCACACACCCAUACACUUAGAGGAUGGGACAAAAUUGAAUGUACAACAGUACCGUCAGUUCCGCCACAAGAAACAGCAGUUAGUAUGGGACUGUGUUCGGGCGAGGUGGUCGAAGGUUGCAGGCUUAGAGCGAGGAGCGAGUUGUAUCAAUGUACACACCUUGGCCUCCCGCCCCCCCUGCGCCGAGAGGAGGAUGAGAAUGUUAAAUAUCUAUGGUCUGAAUGAGAUCAAAGUACCUGUCCAGUCAAUAUUGACCUUGAUCCUUUUAGAAGUCUUCAAUCCAUUUUAUGUGUUCCAACUAUUCACUAUAGCUGUGUGGCUGGCUGAGCCCUACUACUAUUACUGCGUCGCUGUAGUACUUAUGUCUACAUUUGGUGUUGCCACUUCCGUUAUACAAACCAAAAAGAAUCAAGAAACACUCCGUGAUACUGUAGAAGCUCGUGCCACUGUUCAGCUAUGGGGUGGUAGGAUAGUUGAUAGUCGAGCAUUAUGUCCUGGAGACGUACUGGUCUUACCAGCGAAUGGUACCACCAUGAUGUGUGACGCCGCUCUGCUUACUGGACAGGCGAUCGUCAAUGAAAGUAUGCUGACCGGAGAAUCGGUUCCAGUGACGAAGUUAGCGUUACAGCGUAUUGACAAAGAUUUUGACAUGAAGGAACAUAGCUCCAGCGUGUUAUUUUGCGGCACUGAAAUAUUACAGACGAGAUACUACAACAACGAACCAGUCAAGGCUGUGGUGCUCCGUACUGGGUACAGCACCACGAAGGGUGAGCUAGUUCGGAGCAUUCUAUACCCAGCCCCAGCAGAUUUCAAAUUUGAUAGAGAUUCCUAUAAGUUCAUAUUUAUCCUGACUGUCAUAGCUAUUUUGGGCCUAGGGUACACUGUUGCUUUAAAGGCCUACCGAGCUCUCACCGUGGGAGAUAUAAUCCUGAAAGCUCUAGACAUCAUAACAAUAGUUGUUCCGCCCGCGCUUCCGGCCGCCAUGACAGUUGGCAGGCUGUAUGCUGUUGGUCGACUCAAAAAAGCGGAGAUCUCAUGUCUCAACACACGAGCUGUUAAUGUCAGCGGAUCGUUGGACUGCAUGUGUUUCGAUAAGACAGGAACUCUAACGGAGGACGGUCUGGAUAUGUGGGGGGUUGUCACAACCAACACGUCUCUCUCCCCCCCAAUGCUAGCAAGACCCAUGAGAGAUCCGAGAUCACUGAACGACUUACACGAAUUGAAAAUAGGCAUGGCUUCAUGUCACAGUCUAACGUUACUGAAUGGAAAUCUGGCUGGCGAUCCUCUGGAUUUGAAGAUGUUUGAGUCAACUGGCUGGAGCCUGGAGGAACCGGAAGUGGCUGAGACGAAUAAAUUUGACGUACUCACACCUACAGUUGUCAGGCCAAAAGGAUCUGCUAAUAUACACGUUGAUGAUUUACACAUGCCGCUGGAAGUUGGAAUCGUCCACCAAUAUCAAUUCGUGUCAGCGCUGCAGCGCUCAUCAGUGGCUGUCAAGCUUCUGGGUGAAGACGUCGUACGUCUGUACUGCAAGGGGGCACCGGAAAUGAUACGGACGCUGUGUCGCCCGGAAACUGUUCCAGCUGACCUGGAAUCUGUGUUGUCAUCAUACGCGGAGAAAGGGUACAGAGUUAUAGCACUUGCCAGCAGAGUAUUGAGGACACCACCCUUACAGUUAAUAAGGAUUGAGAGGGAGGAGGUUGAAUGUGAAUUAGAGUUUCUUGGUCUGGUUAUAAUGGAGAAUCGUUUGAAGCCCGCUACUACUGGUAUUAUAAGGGAACUGAAAGAUGCAAACAUACACGUUGUUAUGAUUACAGGUGACAACAUACACACAGCCAUAAGUGUGGCCAAGGAAUGUGGUAUUCUGGCCAGCGGUGAGCGUGUGGUCACCAUGAGCUUGGAUGGCGGGCGGGUGUACUGCGAUAACACAUUACAUGGUGUAGCCGUCGGUCGUAGGGUGACCUUGGACAAAAUUUGGGACAAUCUCGACAGUGGGUGUGGCUCGAGCACACAAACAAACACACACACGAGCACACAGGAUCUGGAGAUGUCAUCACAAGAACCGACAUACAAGAUUGUAAUGACAGGAGACACUUGGAAGUCUGUCCGUGGUCUGUCCUGGUCCGUGUGGGCUCGUGUCCUGGUCCGUGGUGCUGUGUUCGCUCGUGUCUCGCCAGACCUCAAACAACAGCUGGUGCUUGAUUAUCGUGCGCUUGGUUAUUACGUCGGUAUGUGCGGCGAUGGUUCGAACGACGUGGGCGCUCUCCGCGCCGCCCACGUGGGCGUCUCCCUGUCCCGCGAGUGUAGCGUCGCCUCGCCGUUCAGCAGCGCUCGGCCGGAUAUAGCGUGUGUCGCUCGCCUGCUGAAGGAAGGCCGCGCGGCGCUGUCCACUAGCUUCGGUAUAUUUAAGUUCAUGAUAGCGUAUUCUCUCACCGAAUUCUUCUCGGUGGCCUUCCUGUACUAUUAUGACUCCAACCUAACUGACUUCCAGUUCCUGUAUAUAGAUGUCGCUUUAAUAGUUAACUUCGCGUUCUUCUUCGGCAUGACCGAGGCUUACACCGGCGAGCUGUGCAAGCUGCCGCCUCUGACGUCACUUCUCGGUAUCGUCCCUCUGUCGUCUCUGGUCGGUCAGCUAGCACUGAUAGCCGUCGCUCAAUACUUGAGUUUCCUAGGCCUGACGUACUUCCCGUGGUACGUGCGCCAUACCUAUGAAGGCGCUGAGGCCAACGAGUGUUGGGAAAACUACGCAAUUUUCACUGUAUCUAUGUUCCAAUAUAUAACAAUGGCGGUCGUGUUCAGUCACGGCUCCCCGUACAGGAGGUCGGUGAUAACGAACACCAAGCUCAUGAUAAGUGUUUUAGUGAUGACCUCCCUCUGUGUAUACGUAACCCUCUCACCAGCGGAGUGGUUAGCCAAAUUUCUCCAACUCAGAAUGCCCAAGGACGUUUUAAUGUCAUACAUAGUCCUGGCUCUCGCGUCGUUCAAUUUCGUGAUAGCGUUGUUCUUCGAGAGGAUCGUCAUACAGCAUUUUAUGGAGAAUAUGAGGAAGAUACCGACGUUCAUUAAGGAGAGGCAGGUGAUGAAAACUCCUCACCUGAUGAUGAAGCGACAGCUGAGUGACAUGGACUACCUCACGUGCGAGAGUAUUUUGAAAUUUGAUUCCGAGACCAAGGAAUCUAUAUUCGACUCGGAUUCCUGACGGAUUAUUGAGUUAUUAGAUUAAAAGAAAUCGGUUAUUCCUCUUAGUUAUAAAAAAAAUAUCUUAUGCUUAGUGAUAUGUUUUUUAUGCAAUGACCAAAUAACUUAAAAAAAUUAAAAUCUUAACGUAUUAUGGUUUCAGUACUGACAUUAAUUUUAUGUAUGCUUUUUGACAUAUUCUUUUAAACCCUAACCAAUUUGAUAUUUUAAUCUAUAUCUCUCAUUAAGGUUUGUUUGAUUGUGACAGAAAUAAAAUAUUAUAUAAUAGUUACUAGGCAUUAGUGUGAGUUGUCACCGUUAACUUAAAAGCUUACAGUAACAAAGUUACGUACUUAUAAGUUGGUGAUGCAGACUCGGAUUAAGGAAACGAUUAGCUUUAACGUUUAUGACUAUUUAAGAAUGAAUAUAAAAAUAAAUUACAGAGUAUUCAUAAUGGCUGGAAAAAUUAUAUACAAAAGAGAUUUAUAUACAAAUAGAUUUUAUUUAAACAGUAUUUAAAUCAUACAUUAUUAAUAUAUAUUUGUGUUAUAAAAAUAGUGUUUGAAAAAUCACGAUUAAAUCGUAUUGCUUAAAAAAAACAAUAUUCUUAUAAUGAAGGAUUAAUAUUUUUGACAAAUGCAAUCCAUAGACAAUAUUGCUCUUUCUCUUUCAUAGAGGAAACUAUUUGGAGUCGAAUUAUAUUUGUCUAUGAAUAUCUGAGAAUUAUCUGGUAAUAAGUCACGGUGAUAAUGUAAGGAGUAAUUGGUGCCGAGGUUAUAUCCGACCUGAGGUAGAGAAUGAUGGUUUACAGACAUCGGACCGUGGUUAGGAGAAUAGCAUUCGGUCAAUUAUCCUAUUAUUAAUACAUAUUAAAAAAGUUAGGAAAAUUAUAAUUAUAAUAUUAUAAAAAAAGUAUAUAGAUAUAUAUACUUUAAAAAAAAAAGUUUAUAUAUAUGUAAAUUUUUUAUUUAAGAUAAAUUCAUAAGCAUUUAGUGUUAUUUUAAUAUUAUGAACUACCUACAAUAAAUAUAAGGUUAUUAUUGUAUCUGACAUAGUUUUGUGAUUCUGUUAGUGAGCAAUGUAUUUUCAUGUGAUAAUAUAAGAUCAUAAGCCAUACAUAAUCAUUUAAGUUACGAUACGCUGUCUAUUAUUCUGUCAAGAAAAAAAUGCCUAAUAACUUAAAUCGUUAUAAUCGUAUCUCCCUGUGUUAUUGAAUUUAUAUUGACCGACUUCAAAAGCGGAUGGUUAUGCUUAUGAAGUUUUUUUUUUAAAUAUUCGUUCAAUGUGCGACAUUAUUGUCAUUCAAGUUUAAAUAAAAUUAACGUUAAUAUAAUAAAUUACUUAACUGUUAAGCUCAUUGUGAUUUAAGUGCCUUAUAAACCAGACAUUCCGUUUUAGUGCCGUUACAAAAUAUAAAUGGUGCGAGAUUUUAACAAAGUAUUUUAAUGUUUAUAGAGAUAUUGUUAAAAUUGAAAAUAAACUCUUGUUAUUUUUACAAA